This is a messenger RNA of Chenopodium quinoa (quinoa), 1556 nucleotides long. Its product is annotated as hydroxypyruvate reductase-like. Lineage: Eukaryota; Viridiplantae; Streptophyta; Magnoliopsida; Caryophyllales; Amaranthaceae. Gene Ontology annotation, molecular function: NAD binding; phosphoglycerate dehydrogenase activity. The transcript is spliced from 10 exons. Bases 46 to 1188 code for a protein of 380 amino acids. The record is from RefSeq and is a predicted model, not a curated record.
GAUGUAAAAAGACUUUUUCGAAUAAAACACGAAAACUAAGAAAUAAUGUUGCUCACCAAAAGAGUGUCUCCUUCCCUUAGCUUUGGGCGAAUUAUUGAGUGCGCUUCCAAAUUUGCUGCUUCUCCCUCUCUCAAUCUUCACUCUGCAAGCUCAAUGGUGAAUGUAGAGAAAAUGGGUGGAAGUGAUGAGCAUAUUACUCGAGUUCUAUUUUGUGGGCAACAAUUUGUUGAUUCUUAUAAUUAUACCAAAGAGUAUUUGAGUAAUUAUCCUCAUAUUCAGGUUGAUGAUAUCCCUCUAAGUGAUGUGCCCAAUGUUAUUGGCAACUACCACAUGUGCAUACCGAGGAUGAUGCGUAUAGAUUCAGAUAUUAUUUCUCGUGCAAAACAAAUGAAGCUCAUAUUACAGUUUGGUGUUGGCUUAGAGGGUGUUGAUGCAGAUGCAGCCACAAAACAUGGAAUUAAAGUUGCUAGAAUUCCCGCAGAUGGCACUGGAAAUGCUGCUUCUUGUGCAGAGAUGGCAAUAUAUCUGAUGUUGGGCCUUUUACGAAAACAAAAGGAGAUGGAGAUUUCAAUAAAGCUGAAAAAACUUGGCGAGCCUGCUGGUGGAACAUUAUUUGGGAAAACUGUGUUAAUUUUGGGUCUUGGGAAUAUAGGGCAAGAAUUGGCAAAGCGGUUGAGACCAUUUGAUGUUAAGAUCCUUGCGACAAAACGUAGUUGGUCCUCUCUUCAAUUAAAUGGUUCUUCAGCCCAUAAUGAUUGUGUUACUGAUUUAGUUGAUGAGAAGGGUAGCCAUGAUGAUAUAUACAAGUAUGCAGGAAUGGCAGACAUAGUUGUUUGUUGCCUAAAUAUGAACCGUGAGACGGCUGGUAUCAUAAACCAUUCAUUCAUGCAGUCCAUGAAAAAGGGGGCCUAUCUGGUAAAUGUUGCACGUGGAGGUCUCCUAGAUUAUGAUGCUGUUGCACAAAGUCUCAAGUCUGGCCAUUUAGGAGGCUUGGGUAUCGAUGUUGCUUGGACUGAGCCAUUCGAUCCCAGCGAUCCAAUUUUGCAGCUUCCAAAUGUUCUAAUCACACCUCAUGUUGCUGGGGUUACAGAAUAUUCCUAUAGAUCCAUGGCAAAGGUGGUUGGCGAUACUGCUCUUCAACUUCACACUGGGAGCACAACAGCUACAGGAAUACAAUAUGUGAACUGAUAAGGCUCAUCAUCGAGUAACAGGUAUAACCUCCCGGCACCCCCUCACUUGAUCAAUUGUAAGGUGAGGAGGAAGAGCAAGGAAAAUGCUAAUAUUCCUCGUUUAGUGUUUCACUCGAUUCCAGUUGUAGAAUUGCUUGCCCUGUAGUGAUUUUUUGUGUAUUGGUUGGGGUGGUGGUUUUUUUUUGGGGUUGAGAUUGAGGUAGGGGGGGGGGGGUGUUGAGGAGUUUGCUUCAUAUUUUUGUCUUGUUAGUAUUAUUGGAUUCUCCCAUUACUUUGUAUUGUGACCAACCUAUGAUGUUAAACACAUUAUGCACCUCCAUUGGUGUAAUCUUAUUAAUGGAUACUUGUUCCUGCAUAGUGCAAUAA